Cicer arietinum (chickpea) is the source of this 1678-nucleotide messenger RNA. RefSeq names its product aluminum-activated malate transporter 2-like. The record is from RefSeq and is a predicted model, not a curated record. Gene Ontology annotation, biological process: malate transport. NCBI's taxonomy places the organism in Eukaryota, Viridiplantae, Streptophyta, Magnoliopsida, Fabales, Fabaceae.
AUAACUGAGACAGAGAAGUAACUUCAAGUAAUAAUAAAAUAAUUAGAAAUCAAAAUUAUAAUAACAUAUUUGAGGUUGUGCAAUUUUCAUAGCAUGGUGUCUCAAACAAAUCCAAUAAGUAUCAGAAAGGGUUGGCAAUGUUUGAUGAACUGGCAUAGUGAGUUUAUUGCUAAUAUUGUCAAUGUGAUGUUGCAACUGAAGAAACUUGGAAAAGAAGAUCCUAGAAGGGCCAUUCAUUCUUUCAAAGUAGCAUUUGCCAUUACACUUGUUUCAUCAUUUUACUAUUUUAAUUCUCUCUAUCAUAGUUUUGGUUCUUCUGCAAUGUGGGCUGUUAUGACUGUCAUUGUUGUCUCAGAAUUUUCUGUAGGAGCAACACUUGGAAAAGGUUUAAAUAGAGGUUUAGCAACAUUUUUGGCUGGUGUUCUUGGGCUUGGAUCUUAUUACAUGGUUCAUUCAAUUUCAAGAGGAGAUCAUAUAAUAGAACCUAUACUUCUUGGAAUCAUAAUAUUUCUAGCAACUGCAGGGGUAACAUAUAUUCGAUUUUUACCUCAAAUGAAAGCAAGAUAUGAUUAUGGGUUGCUAGUAUUUAUCUUGACAUUUUGUUUGGUAUCUGUAUCAAGCUUUAGAGACAAAGAGAUACUUAAAACUGCACAAGAUAGGGUUACCACAAUUCUUAUAGGUGGAUUAAUUUCUGUGAUGGUUUGCAUCUUUGUGUGCCCUGUUUGGGCUGGUGGUGAUCUUCACAAUUUAGUAUCAAAAAAUAUUCAAAAACUUGGUAACUUUUUAGAAGGUUUUGGAGAUGAAUAUUUUGGAACAUUAGAGGAUGGAGAAUCAAAUAAAUUAUCAAUGCAAGAAUAUAAAAGUGUACUUAAUUCUAAACAAGUUGAAGAUAACUUGAUAAAUUUUGCAAGGUGGGAACCCUGCCAUGGUCGUUUCAGAUUUCAAUAUCCUUGGCAACAAUAUCAAAAGAUUGGAAACCUAUCAAGGCAGUGUGCAUAUCGAAUUGACACCCUAAAUGGUUUCCUUAACAAUUUUAGUAAGACACCAAAGGAAAUGAGAAGCAAAAUACAAGAACCAUGCAUGAAAAUGAGCAUAGAAACAGGAAAGGCAUUAAAGCAAUUAUCAGUGUCACUCCAUAAAAUGAUUCCACCAUCUGCUGCAAACACUCACAUUGCAGCAUCUAAAAUUGCUGCCACAAACCUCAGGUCCAUGAUCAAAACAAAUUUGUUGGAAGACUACACCAAUUUGUUUGAGGUUGUUCCAAUUGUAACUGUGGCUUCCUUGUUGCUUGAUGUUGUUUCUUCCACCGAGAAACUCGCCGAAUCGAUUCAAGAACUAUCAAACUUGGCAAAAUUUAAGAACAAGGAAAGUAAAGUUGCUGCACAGGAUCAAAAGAGUCCUCAUCAUGAAGAAGUUCCUCAAUGUGUUAUUACAAUUAACCAUCUUUCUACAAAUUUGACACAUAAUAUUGGGACUUCCUAAAUGUUUAUAUUUUACUGAUUAAUAAAUUAAUCAAUCAUUUAAAUGUAAGUAAACAAAAAUUAAAGUUCAAAAAAAGAAACUUGUGUAAAAAAUAUGAUAAAAAAAUGUACACAAAUUAAAGAUGUUAUUUUAUUGUAUCAUAUAUAUGGUGGUUCUUUCUUAAAUGUCACUCAAUUGUGAAGAGUAACAUUUUAGC